CCUGCUAUUUCUCGCCACCUGCGGAGACCCGAUAAAGUACGUACACGUAGAGAUGUAACGUGAUGUUAAAAUUAACGACAGCAGUUGUAUGACGAUUUCGAAAUGUGUCGUCGAGAUUUGCGGCACGGCGUAACCUAAUAUCUGAGCAAGCUGCAUCGGAGCAUGAUCGGCGUUUCAAACCGAAACGGCCGAAACCUCGACCGCACAAUACAACUGUUUCGCGCGAGCACCUGUCGGGAAAUGAUUACAGGCCAUUUAGACAUGGAUGGAAAAGAAUUAUUUCAGACAGCAGUCCUGCUACCAAAGAUCGUCUCCGUAACCACAUUGGCAGACAGCACUGAAACUUCAGGAGACGCAGUCAUCACAGACAAUGACCCAGGAAUCCGGGACGGUACCAUUGCAACCUCAGCGGUGCAGUGUCGCAAGGCCACUGGUGCAAAGAAAUUCUAUGAAUGCAACGUGUGUGGGCGGUAUUUCAAUCACAAGACAAGUGCCGAUCGCCACCGUGCCUUGCACACGGGCGAGAAGCCACACCGAUGCCCCGUGUGUGACCGGAGGUUUGCCCAAAAGUCCCAGCUAGUGAACCAUCUGCCCGUGCACACCGGCGAGAAGCGACACGCAUGCUCCACGUGCGGGGAGCGGUUCGUGUGGCGGAGGAGUCUCGUCGUGCACGAGCGUACCCACACGGGAGACCAGCCGCACCGGUGCAUCUACUGCUCGGUGACGUUCGCACGCAGUGAUACGCUUAAUAAUCACAUGCUGAGGCACACCGGGGAGAGACCGUACGAGUGUGAUGUGUGCGGCAAGCGGUUCACAGUCAAGCCGACGCUCGUCCGCCAUCGCCGCACCCACACAAGUGAGAUGCACUACACAUGCAAGCAGUGCCCGGCUGCAUUCCGCCUCAAGGCGUCUCUGAACAAACACCUACGGCUCCAUGAAUGUGGUGUGGACGUAUGCCACUGCCCCAUCUGCAAGAGGGCAUUUUCUCACUCCCGUAACCUUACGUUGCACAUGCGUCUUAUGCACAAUGGGGGGAAGCUUGGGGUGAUGGGCAAUGACUGUAAGGCGAUGCCUUCACUACCAAGUGGCCACUCCAGCACGUCGCCUCCUGUCAACAUAAAAACUGAGGACUGUGGAGUUCUGUCAAAUAUGGACGAAUUGAUUACUGGCGAUGUGUACUUGUGAUUAGUUGAUGCUGUUAGCUUCUAUUCCAGCACACUGCCUACUGCCAACGUAAAAGCAGGUGGCUGUGGAGACCUUUUGAUUAUGGACGACACAUACUCGUGAUUAGCUGGUGCUGUUAGUUUGUCUUUAUUUAUUGUGUAUAAGGUGGGCCAUAACUACGCUAUGUGAUGGAUCUCCAUGUGAAUACAAGCUAUUCAAAGCUUACUUGGCAGGUCCUUUCUGUUGUCUACAAUGAUUUAACAAUGUGGAAAAAAUUGAUGUUCAGUUUUGUGCAAGCUGGCAAAGGAAAAAAAAAAUCUAAUGGAACCGCAUCCAUACAGUUUGGCAUGCAUCUGACUUUAUAUAGAGGAUGAAUAACUUGCGUAAUCACUUCCAAGGUAAUUUUGAAAAAGAAUUAAUGUAGUGUGUAUGAUUACGCUCAAUGGAUUGAACGAGGAUAUAUUUGGAAAUAGCAGCGCUGGUGUUAGCAUGUUCUGGCAUGGUCCUUAAAGGAAUCCUUAAAGGGACAAACGUACCAAGUGGUUAGGGUAAGUACUUCAGAUCAAUAAGGGAUGCAUUUAAAAGCUCCGUUCAAAGCGUAUGAUUUAUUAUAAGGUUUAAAAAAUAUCUAUCGCUGCCAAUCGCAGCAGCACCGUUCCCCGUUUUCAGCUGCCCCCUCCCAAUUGACGUAGUUAUCCCAAUCGAUGUUAGUUUGGGGAGCUAUUCAAUUGACUACCCAAGUUCCAUGAUUGAUAAUUUUUCCAACUUUAUGGUGAACGAGUGUUGUUUGUAAUAGUUGGAAUGCUGGUUAAUUUGUUUCUAUAAAAAAAGUAACAAAGAAAAUACAACGACAAUUUAUCACUACACUCAAGCACUUCCGGUGCACAGCAAGUGUCAUCUGGUUGUGUUACAACUUUGUACGCGUUGACGCGAGCUGUGCGGUCAGUGUUGAUCUUUUUUGUGAGCACCAUGGAUCGGCCUUGUUACGUUGCGGGCUGCAAAUCUAGCGAUUGGCUACAUGGCAAGCUGCAGCGUCAUUUCCCUCUGCAAGGCAGCAUGUGAGCAGAGUGGCUACAAUGCAUCGGGCUGUCAGUAUUCAAUCAGCGCCAGCAUCUACGCGGUUGCGAUCGUCACUUCACACCGGAGGCUUACUGCCACAAUAUAAAGUUUUAGCAUCUCCGGUAUUCUGGUAAACGCAAGCGCAGGUGGAGUGGGCGUUUUGCUUGAUAAGUAGAGGCGCAGUCUAAACGGCCUGCACGGUGCAAACACCUGGUAGCACGGAGCUCAACCAGACAUACACAGAGCUAAUAUAGCAGUAAUCGAAGUGUAUUCUUCUUUGCUGCUGGUGUAAAUUUUUUGGAAGGAACGUAAUCAUGUACACGUCUUUUUAUAUGUUUAAAAUGUUUUACACUUGGUUACAGCAGUAUUAGCUAUGUGUUUGGCUGGUUAAGCUCUGCACAACCAGGUGGCUGGCACCGCUGCAGGAAGUUCACAUUUAUGCUAAAGCCGCUUCAUCACAACGGUAGUAGUAUGGAGGAGCUUUAGUUCACGCUUUCGCCCAUCCGUCAAAACGCCCAGUUUGCCUGCGGUUACCGGAAUACCAGACACACUCAGAACUGUGACAGAACACUCACAACGCAUGCUGCUUGGAUAACUCUUGCUGGGGAUUGACGGCUAGGCGGCUAGCAGAGAGGUCGGAGAGGCUUCGCACGCUGCCUCCAAGACAACUGGAAAUAAACGACACUGAUGUCACAUCAUGACGCAGAGCCUAGUCUCAAUCACUCGGUGAAGGAGUUGAGAAAAAGCAUGGCUACAGAGGAGGGUAAUUUGUAAUCGUCCGUAACUCUCUUAAUAUGAGAUGCUUCACUUAAAUUGUGGCGCAAGUGUUUUACUGUAGCUGUACCCUCUGCGUCUACAAAUUUUGUCCAAACCGUUUCAAGGACCCUUUAAGUAAAGCUCAAAGCAAGCUUUGUUUGCUUGCUUUUUCCUUCAAAGAUAGUGUUACAAUGGAAGAGCGAUAUCAGUGUCUAAAAAGUUCAGCACCGACACUGGUGCUCUUGUUAUCAUCUUUUGCUGUUGUGUCAUAUUACUAGAUCAGAAUGUCUGGACCAUGUUUAAUGUUCUCUAUUAGCAUAGUGGAGAGUAAACAGAGUAACUUCACUAAGACAAGAUAAAGGAAAUGCUAACACAAGUGAAUGCAGAUGGAAGGAUAGGAAGCUGCAAAAAGGAGGCUCGAUGUACUACAAUGAACUGCAUGAAGAGCGCUAUCUUGCGGCUAGUGGAAUAUGCUAACAGACUGCUUGCACUGACAUCCUCUUAGGCGUCAUGUUGGUGAACCACCACGGUGAGCAGCUUACGCUGUUGGUGUCACGUGCAAGCUAUCUCUAAACUAAAUAGAGCUUAGCUUUUUAGCUAUGGCAAUCGCCAAGCUGCAGCUUCACACAAUGUCACUGUGUUGCCAGCUGUGUUGCCCAUCUCGUGAUUUGCAGUAGUAUUCCUUUACACAUCUACGCUAGUCUGCUCUGCAAUGCUAAGGCAUUGCGCUGCCUCGUGGUGCAUUUUCACAGAAUGCACAGUAAGGGGUGAGGUAGUUCAACAUGCUAUGAUGGAAUUACAGGACAGCUCCAGGCAGCUUUCCAAGCAUUCCACAUUUGGUGCAAAAUACUGUUGGGAAUCUUCAAGGAGUGCAAAACGGCAACGGCAGUAACUCAUACCGAAAAGGCAUAUAUACCAUGUCUUCUUGGUUUCUAUUGCAAUCUUACUGUUGCCUAUCAAAGGCCAACUAUAACGAAAUUUCACAUUGGCUAAAUUUGUUACGCUUGAGUAGUAUAUACCACUACAGCAAUCUUGGCAAUGCUGCGAGCCUGGUAAUUGCAUUCUUUUUUUGUUAGCAGCCUUUGAGCACCACCUAAACAGAUCUUGCACGUGUUUGCCUUUGACCUUUUCAUGGAAUGUUUUUUGCCUGUUUGUAUUUUAUUUUCUGUAUCUGUAGUCAGAGUUUGUGUUAUAUGUCUCUGUAUUUACCUCUUACAUUUUCAUCUGCUCUCUCUUCUGCAAUGUACAAAUGUACCUUGAGAGCAUAAUAAAUGAAUAAA
Messenger RNA from Dermacentor silvarum, 4259 nucleotides. RefSeq names its product zinc finger protein 37-like. The transcript has 3 exons. Gene Ontology annotation, molecular function: DNA-binding transcription activator activity, RNA polymerase II-specific; RNA polymerase II cis-regulatory region sequence-specific DNA binding. Gene Ontology annotation, cellular component: nucleus. The coding region runs from base 163 to 1185 and encodes 340 amino acids. NCBI's taxonomy places the organism in Eukaryota, Metazoa, Arthropoda, Arachnida, Ixodida, Ixodidae. The record is from RefSeq and is a predicted model, not a curated record. Gene Ontology annotation, biological process: regulation of transcription by RNA polymerase II.